Messenger RNA from Monopterus albus (swamp eel), 1368 nucleotides. It is a transcript of the gene cuedc2, whose product is annotated as CUE domain containing 2. The coding region runs from base 178 to 1032 and encodes 284 amino acids. NCBI's taxonomy places the organism in Eukaryota, Metazoa, Chordata, Actinopteri, Synbranchiformes, Synbranchidae. The transcript has 9 exons. The record is from RefSeq and is a predicted model, not a curated record.
UUUCACUCAUGAUUAUAACGGCUUACAAGCAGAGGAAAUGACGUGCCAAUGUUUUGAAUCGUGCAGGCUAACAAGCUGCACGGAUAGGAAGCCCGUAACCACUGCACUGACCUGGGCUCCCCCAAUACGUCUGGGGGAAACUCUUCAUGUCUCCAUAAUUUCACACAGGAGAACGCAAUGGACCUCCACAAAAUCAUCCACAGCAUGCUGCACGAAUUUAUUCUGACUUAUAUCCCUGAUGCAGAUCUCAGCACACUGGAUGAUGUCCUUCUGUCUUACAUCACUGGAGUCCUGGAGGAUCUUGGCUCCCAGCAGAGUGUUGAGGAAAGCUUUGAUGUGGAGGUCUUUGCAGAGAUGUUAGAAGCGUACAUACCUGGCUUUGCAAAAAUUGACAGUGUAAAAGUCUGUGAAAUGAUGUUCAGCCUGGCUUCAAAACUAGCCACUGCUCGGACCUCAGCUGAUGAAGAAAACGGUGUGCUUAAGACAAGAACAGAAGAGAUUUCACUCAAACUCAACAGCCUGCCCAGUGAAGCUUCACUGGGGAGGGAAACGCAGUGCCUUAAAACACAGACAGAGGGCGCCACUGCCAAGCUGUCAGUCUCUGAGUGGGACACCCAGGAGCAGCACCUGCUCGAGAUGUUUCCCAAGUGUAGUCUCUCCGAGGCUCGCAGUGCUCUUUCUAUUGCCAAAGGAGACAUGGAGGAAGCUGUGCGCCUUAUUAUAGAGGGUGAUGUCCAACUCAGCCCUACUCCCCUUAAUGUAAACCAUGGGAAGAAUAUUUCCUCACUGGCAGACCAGAAACUGAAAGAGAGCAUCCUUGAGAAGUACAUGUUGGUGGACAGGGAGGAGGACAAGAAAACACACCGACCUGUGGCUCCCAAAGAUGCUCCAAAAAAACUGGUCCGGUACCACAGCAACCAGGUGGUAACCACAAAAGGAGAGCGAUAUCAUCUUGUGAAGGAAAAUGAGACGGAAGAUAUGAAGAAGACGUAUGUCAACCUGAAGCCUGCGCGAAAGUACAGAUUCCAUUGAAUCUGUAAGAACAGCUACUGACAUUAUUGUUUAUACCGAGUUACACUUCAUUUUAUUUAGCCUGAAUAUGUUACAUUUUUGCCAAGUAAGAUACUGCAUUUUUAGUGUGUCAGUGGCUUUUUUUAACAAGUAUUACCUUUAUAUGCCUUGGUUAAAACAUUACAAUAUUUCAGUCACUUUUAAUUUUCUUGAGGAGAUUUGAAAUUGUGUGUGAUGUAACUUGUUAUAGCUUAACCUAUCUACAUUUUGUCAUCUCAGCUGGUCUGAUGUUGCACUGACGUCAUUGUUUUUAUUUUUUUACCUCUUUCAUUAUAUAAUUUGUAUUUUCUUCAUUCA